Molecule: messenger RNA, 2274 nt
Organism: Ostreobium quekettii
Lineage: Eukaryota; Viridiplantae; Chlorophyta; Ulvophyceae; Bryopsidales; Ostreobiaceae
Source: the annotation of a GenBank genome assembly
AUGCAGGUGCGGGUGAAGGUGUACCGGCUGAGCCAGGAGGGCCGGUGGGACGACAAGGGCGCGGGGUACGUGUCGGUGGAGUUCCUGAACCAGUGCGAGGCUCCAGGGCUGGUGGUGGUGUCGGAGGAGAACCACGGCAAGCCGCUGAUGGUGCACCGGAUCCGACGGGACGUGCCGUACCACCGGCAGGGCGAGGACACGAUCAUAUCCUGGCAGGACCCGGAGUUCGGCACCGAGGUGGCGCUGAGCUUCCAGGAGAGCGUGGGCUGCGACAGCAUCUGGAACGAGCUGGGGGCGCUGCACCCGGAGGUCUUCGGCGGGGGGCCGGGCGCGCGGCGGCGCGGCUGCGUGGAUGAGUUCGAGAGCGUGACGUCGGUGAGCGGGGAGGAGCCGGGGGGGCCCUGCGCCGUGGAGCUGCCGCCGCCGUUGAUGGCUAACCUGGAAGAGCUGGCGCGGGUCCUGAACGAGGCCGGGCUGCAUCAGCGGGAGGCGUUGGCCGCGCAGCUGCUGCAGUGCGACUACAUCCCCAAGGUGCUGAAGAUGUUCGAGACGUGCGAGGACCUGGAGGACAGGGCGGCGCUGGUGAACAUAUACCGAGUGGUGCGGGGGAUGAUCAUGCUGACGGACUCCGCGCUGCUGGAGGAGCUGCUGAAGGAGCAGCACGUGAUCCCGGUGGUGGGGGCGCUGGAGUACGACCCCGACGUGCCUGUGCACAUUCGGCACAGAGAAUUCUUGCGGGACAAGGCCCUGUUCAAGGAGGUGGUGCCGGUGACGGACGAGAAGGUGAAGGCCAAGAUUCACCAGACGUACAGGAUACAGUAUCUGAAGGACGUGAUCUUGCCGAGGGUGCUGGACGACCAAGCUUUCACGACGAUGAUGUCCCUGGUGCUGUUCAACAACAUGGACGUCGUGUGUGCCCUGGGGCGGGACGAGAAGUUCUUGCCAGAGCUGUUCAGGCAGCUGCAGGAGGGGGCGAUUGGGGACCAACACUGGGCAGACCUGGUGGCCUUCCUGCAGGAGUUCUGCAGCCUGCUGAGGCAUUUGCAGCCUGCGCUGCGUCAGCAGCUGUAUGCCAAGCUCGUGGAGCUGGGGCUGUACAGAGUUCUGACCCGGGUUAUGAAGGAGGGCAAGACAGGCAUGAGGCUCAAGGUGGCAGACAUCCUGUUGUCGGCUGUGCAGCAGGAUGGGCAGUCAUUGCGCUUGUUCCUGGUGGACCAGCCAGACCAUGAGUUGUUCUUCUUGCUGGUGAGGGAGUUGACCGAGGGGGCCGACUAUGGCCUGUCUGAGCAGAUCAUGGAUGUGAUCAGGACGAUGCUUGACCCUGAGACGAUGGACCAAGGUGCUUCCGACAAGAAGAUCAUCGACAUCUUUUAUGAGAAACAUCUGUCUUCGUUGGUAGAGGCACUCGGGAGCGGGCUGGGAGGAGCUGGGCAGCGCCAGGACAGGUGUCUAGCUGCCCCUAGCAGAGGCCUCAUUCUGGAACUCCUGCGGUUCUGUGUGCAACACCACACAUACAAUAUCAAGUACUAUGUCUUGAAAAACAAUGUACUGGAAAAGGUGCUGACACUGCUGAGGGUGCCUGAGAAAUGGCUGGUGGUGGCUGCCCUGCGAUUUGUGAGGACAUGUGUAGCGGAGAAGGACGACUUUUACAACCGCUAUCUGAUGAGGAACAAUCUGUUCGAACCUGUGGUAGACCUCUUUAUAGCGAAUGGGGAGAGAUACAACCUGCUCAAUUCCACAGUGAUCGAGCUGAUGGAGUUCAUCCGGAAGGAAAACAUAAAAGCACUGAUCGUCCACAUCGUCGAGAAGUUCUACCACAAGCUGCAGGCUGUGACGUAUGUAGAUACCUUUGCACAGCUCAAGCAGAAGUAUGACCAGUCGAUGGAGAGGGGUGGAGGGGGCUUCACCGAUGGUUUCGGCCCCGUGCUGGGCUCAGCCUCCAACCGACGAGACCCAAGGGAGAUGGAUCGUGAUGAGGAGGACUAUUUCCGCGAUGCUGGAGAGGAGACGGAUAUCAUGCCGGCCACUGCGAUGGCGAUUGCGCCCGCUGCAGCCAUGGGUGGCCCUGUGUCCAAUGGACCUCUGAGCAACGCAUGCGAUGUGCGGCUUGUGCCAUAUGAGGAGGAUGAGGAUGAGGAGGCAAAGCCUGAGGGUCAGUUGCAUGGGGGAGGGCAGGUGGCCACAAGUCCUGGUGUAAGCAACGACCAGGGCAGCAAGAGGCACCCAGAGAGGGCCUCUCCAGAAGGGAGUUUUAAGAGAUCCAAGCCCCGCUGA